Plasmopara halstedii is the source of this 171-nucleotide messenger RNA. RefSeq lists its product as uncharacterized. Bases 1 to 171 code for a protein of 56 amino acids. The transcript is spliced from 2 exons. The record is from RefSeq and is a predicted model, not a curated record. NCBI's taxonomy places the organism in Eukaryota, Oomycota, Peronosporomycetes, Peronosporales, Peronosporaceae.
AUGAGACCUUCAGAUCUCCGUGCGACAGGCGGUGAAAGUGGUGCAUGGGUCAGCGAAAAGGGCACCUCACCUGGACCUGAGGGUCCAUCUGAAGAGCCUGUGGUGGCCUAUGCAGGGCUGCUUCUGAAUCAUUCGAGGGCAUACAAAGAUUUCUGGCAUGGUCGUUGGUAG